GCGCAUGCCAUCACAUUGUUUUACUUGAUACGAAGAAGCGUUCAAACUCAGAGUAUGCCACCUUUGAAUUUCGUACUAAUAUUUCUGUUGCUGACAUCAGAAGUGAAAUUCUUGAUGAAAUCCACAAGUUUCCCUUCCCCUUCAACAAAUAAUU
Ambispora gerdemannii is the source of this 154-nucleotide messenger RNA. The record is from the annotation of a GenBank genome assembly. Lineage: Eukaryota; Fungi; Glomeromycota; Glomeromycetes; Archaeosporales; Ambisporaceae.